AUGUCUGGGUCCCAGCUGGUCAAUGGAACUCUCUACCGGCCAGUCCGGCUCUCUCCACCGCUGGCCGCAACGCCACCACCAACCGAGACCACCGUGGCUAGUACAACAACGGAGAGAGCUAGCACAUUUGAAUCGUCUUCCGCCACGACAACGCUUGCUGGAUCCACAACGGUGGACAAAAAAUCUACAUCGACAGAAGAAAGUAGCACCACGCAAAGAACCACCUUUCGUACAGUGCCGGCAACCACUGAGCGAAGCACCGCUACAUCAACUCUGUUUGAGACCACAGUGGCUACUACAUCUCCAGAGCAGACAAGCACAAUUGGAUUGUCUUCCGCCGCAUCUUCGACAGAACGUGCUCAAAGUACACUUGUCAGCACUUCUGAAGGGUAUUCAACUGGACAGUCGACAGGAUAUACUUCAGCAGGCACCACAGUUGAACUAAGCUCCACAAGCAGCAGAUCAAAAUCUACAUCGACAGAAGAAAGUAGCACCACGCAAAGAACCACCUUUCGUACAGUGCCGGCAACCACUGAGCGAAGCACCGCUACAUCAACUCUGUUUGAGACCACAGUGGCUACUACAUCUCCAGAGCAGACAAGCACAAUUGGAUUGUCUUCCGCCGCAUCUUCGACAGAACGUGCUCAAAGUACACUUGUCAGCACUUCUGAAGGGUAUUCAACUGGACAGUCGACAGGAUAUACUUCAGCAGGCACCACAGUUGAACUAAGCUCCACAAGCAGCAGAUCAAAAUCUACAUCGACAGAAGAAAGUAGCACCACGCAAAGAACCACCUUUCGUACAGUGCCGGCAACCACUGAGCGAAGCACCGCUACAUCAACUCUGUUUGAGACCACAGUGGCUACUACAUCUCCAGAGCAGACAAGCACAAUUGGAUUGUCUUCCGCCGCAUCUUCGACAGAACGUGCUCAAAGUACACUUGUCAGCACUUCUGAAGGGUAUUCAACUGGACAGUCGACAGGAUAUACUUCAGCAGGCACCACAGUUGAACUAAGCUCCACAAGCAGCAGAUCAAAAUCUACAUCGACAGAAGAAAGUAGCACCACGCAAAGAACCACCUUUCGUACAGUGCCGGCAACCACUGAGCGAAGCACCGCUACAUCAACUCUGUUUGAGACCACAGUGGCUACUACAUCUCCAGAGCAGACAAGCACAAUUGGAUUGUCUUCCGCCGCAUCUUCGACAGAACGUGCUCAAAGUACACUUGUCAGCACUUCUGAAGGGGCAGAGACCACCGUGGCUAGUACAACAACGGAGAGAGCUAGCACAUUUGAAUCGUCUUCCGCCACGACAACGCUUGCUGGAUCCACAACGGUGGACAAAAGCACAACCGCGCAAAGAACGACAGUUCCUACUCUGGCGGUAACAACUGAGCAAAGCACUUUGACCUCAACCUUGGCAGAGACCACCGUGGCUACUACAACAACGGAGAGAGCUAGCACAUUUGAAUCGUCUUCCGCCACGACAACGCUUGCUGGAUCCACAACGGUGGACAAAAGCACAACCGCGCAAAGAACGACAGUUCCUACUCUGGCGGUAACAACUGAGCAAAGCACUUUGACCUCAACCUUGGCAGAGACCACAACAACGGAGCGGCCAAGCACGUUUGAAUCGUCUUCCGCCACGUCUACAACACCCAGUGCUACAAGCACAAUCCUUGGCACGUCGGAAGGUCAUACCACCGUAUCGCAGACCACGGGACAUCCGUCCACGGCCACAACAUACGGCAUGAAAACGACCACAAGCAGCCAAGGAACUUCAGUCUCAACGACAACGCCUGCAGAAUCUACAUCGACAGAAGAAAGUAGCACCACGCAAAGAACCACCUUUCGUACAGUGCCGGCAACCACUGAGCGAAGCACCGCUACAUCAACUCUGUUUGAGACCACAGUGGCUACUACAUCUCCAGAGCAGACAAGCACAAUUGGAUUGUCUUCCGCCGCAUCUUCGACAGAACGUGCUCAAAGUACACUUGUCAGCACUUCUGAAGGGUAUUCAACUGGACAGUCGACAGGAUAUACUUCAGCAGGCACCACAGUUGAACUAAGCUCCACAAGCAGCAGAUCAAGUACGUCCGUCCAUUCGACAACGUUUUCUGAAUCUACAGCGGUGGACCAAGGUACAACUGCAGAAAGAACCACAGUUCCUACACUG
Molecule: messenger RNA, 2175 nt
Organism: Branchiostoma floridae (Florida lancelet)
Lineage: Eukaryota; Metazoa; Chordata; Leptocardii; Amphioxiformes; Branchiostomatidae
Product: mucin-22-like
Exons: 7
Source: RefSeq, a predicted model, not a curated record